AAUGGGCCAGACGUCCUCGCGUGUAGAACCUACCCCAUUGCCCAAGUCUGGAUGCCCUGUUCCCCACGACACACUCGCCACCUCCCCUGCAGCACCAGCAACACCAGCAACACCAGCUAAGUGCCCCAUCGACCACACCAAGCCAGCACAAUGCCCCGUCGAGCACUCCUCCCCCUCUUCCUCAAGCUCGCAGCCAGCCCAGUGCCCCGUCGACCACGACGCGCUCAGCCCCCUCAACCAAAUGCCCACUCUUGCCCAGACGCCUGCAAAGCAUCAGACAGUGGACCUACCCCGGGAGCGGACAGAGUCGUCCAUCCCGCGGGACGGGUCGGCGAAGUGGGAAUAUCCUUCACCGCAGCAGUUUUAUAAUGCCCUGGUGCGCAAGGGUUGGGAGACACCGGAGGAACACGUUGUGACGAUGGUGGAGAUACAUAAUUUCUUGAACGAGGAGGCUUGGGAGGAGGUGAAGAAGUGGGAGCGGAGGCAUAAUUGUGAUGAUAGUUUGCAUCUGGCGCGGUUCAAGGGACGGCCAGGCGAGAUGUCCCCCAAGGCACGUCUGUACAUGUUCGCCGGCUGGCUUCUUCCCUCUCGAUUCAGUACCGAGCCACCCUUUGACCGCCACGACUGGGUCAUCCGGCGCAAGACGGGCGAGGAAGUGCGCUACGUCAUUGACUACUACUCCGCCCCUCCCGAGCCCGACGGCUCUCCCGUCUUCUCCCUCGACGUCCGGCCGGCGCUUGAUAGCUUCGGGAGCUUGAAAGACCGCAUAGCGGUUGCGACGGAGGACGUGUGGACGCAGUUCAGGGAAAAUGGAAAGAAGUCUUCCGGGUCGGGUUCAGGUUCAUCGUA
This is a messenger RNA of Cyclocybe aegerita, 849 nucleotides long. The record is from the annotation of a GenBank genome assembly. Lineage: Eukaryota; Fungi; Basidiomycota; Agaricomycetes; Agaricales; Hemipholiotaceae.